AGGGGCAUGGCAACACUCCCCACACUGGGAAGGAGCUCUUGGAUGGGGUAGCACUGCACCUGCCACUCGUGGCCUGCUGUUUGUAGGGCCCAGGAGCCUUGAACCACAGACUCUCUGAGCAUGAGGUUGUUCCUGCAGCUCCCCCCCCCCAUGGCAGGGUGAAGCCAAGGCUGGGAUUUCCAGGCUUGGUUGAGGGGGGAAACGCACGGAGUCUUUAUCACCGGAAUCUCGAUGAGUAUGUUGCCCUUGCCUUUUGUGCAAAAUGCCGCUCGAGGCACUGUGCCAUCCUCUCUGCUGAGCUCACAGCAUCACCCACGACAAGAAAGGUCCCAGAAAACAUUGACUCACUGCGUGCCAGCAUCCUGCCAGGGGAUGUGUCUGCAGUGAGAUCUCCUCAGCUGGAGGGAGGCUUUCAUGGCACUGCUCACUGUGAGGCUGUUCUGCCUUCCCUGUGCUGCUGCCACCACCAGGGCUGGGGGCACCGGGGGCACUGCCAGUGCCGGGCAGGCUGGAGCUGCAGCGGGGGCUUUGCAUGUGCAGGAGCAGCUUUCGGGAGAAGCUUUCAGAUGAAAUUGCUGAGGAUUUGUGCCUGAAGCAAGGGAUGUUUCCCGUGUUUAAGACAAGCAGCAACCUGCAGUUAGAAGGAAGAAGGGGCUGAAUUCACUCCAGAAGUAUUUCUCCAGGAUCUUCUUUUCAAGGAGGCAAAAUGAUGGUUCCUGCCUUGGGAACUUGAACUGGAGGGUUUUUAAUUGGCAGGGUUUCAAGAAACGUUGGUGAAAGCCAGAGAAAGGAGAUAGGAAAGGUUUUCUAAGCAUCUAUUUGAAUGACACCUGAACAACCAGUUUAUUGCUGUUGAAAACUAUUUGUGGAGAGACCAGAGGAGAGGUCCUUGUCCCAGCUGCAGGAAAAACCUUAUUUAAGGGACCAAGAAAGAAGACAGUGAGGAGAAGGUGAGAUGGUCCCAGGAGGCUCUGCUUUCGGCAUAUGUCGUUUUCUGAGGCUUCUCUGUGCCGAGUGCUUCUGUGUCCCAUCUGCUACCACACCCUGAAAUCAAACUCGGCAGCUUAGGUGCACCAGGCACUGUACAAACAUGUCAGACUUGCCUCCACCCCUUUUUCUACUCCCGCUUUCUCCUGCCGUCUUUCUCUCUCAAGUUUAUCGGCGUGUGAGUGGAUUCCGGUGGCGGAGCAUUCCCACCUCACCUCUGGGCACAGAGCAAUGAGGAGUCAGGGGGAUGGUUCUGGAUGGGAAGAAAAACUGGGAACUGGAUUCCUUCGGGAAGGAGUUUACUUCAUCUUUGCUCUUACAGCCCAGCAACACUGUCCUCCAAUCGGCUUUGCUGCAUGACAGUGAGAGAGUUUGCCUCCAGACCCUUCUUACUCCUCUGCCUUGGAAUUGUCCACCACCAGCAUUGUUGCAGCAGGAUUGCCAGACAUUAGUGCUUUAAUGUAUUUGGGGACAGAGCACUGAAAAACAGAAGAGAAACUUGUGGCGUCAUGUUCCGCAAGAAGAAGAAGAAACGCCCGGAGAUCUCGGCUCCGCAGAACUUCGAGCACCGUGUCCACACCUCGUUUGACCCAAAGGAGGGCAAGUUUGUGGGCCUGCCCCCCCAAUGGCAGAACAUUCUGGACACGCUGAGGCGCCCCAAGCCAGUGGUGGAUCCUUCGAGGAUCACGAGGAUGCAGCUCCAGCCCAUGAAGACCGUGGUACGGGGCAGCACCGUGGAAGUGGAAGGCUACAUCUCGGGACUGCUCAACGACAUCCAGAAGCUCUCUGCCAUCAGCUCGAACACCCUGAGGGGCAGGAGCCCCACCAGCAGGAGGAGAGCCCAGUCCCUGGGGCUCCUGGGGGAUGAGAGGCCCCCGGACAUGUAUCUCCAGAGUCCUGAAGCAGACUGGGCAGACAAGUACGGGAACUACCUCAGCUGCAACGGGGGGUCCAAGGUGGCCCGCAGACAGACCAUGUGGCCGGACUACAAAGCCCGUCUGGAAGGCCAGUCCCAUCCCAAUGGAAUGGUGACCAAGGCGCAAUCCCUGGGCCCGGCCGAGUUCCAGGGCGCCGACGGCAGCUGCCUCCAGCGCAGCCCAGCGCUGCAGCAUGUGCCGGCCGGGCCGGGGGACAGCGACACCGCGCUGAGGAGCCCCGAGGAGGGCUGGCCCCAGCGAGCUGCCAGCUCCAGGCCCUCGGGGGAGGGCAGCCCCAGCUCCAAGUCCCGGGAGAACAGCCUCAAGAGGAGGCUGUUGCGCAGCGUGUUCCCCUCAUCCGGCCCCUCAAACAAGCCGGGCUCUUCCCUGCAGAUCAAGCCUAACGCUUUCUUCAGGCCCCAGCAGUGGGGCUCCCCGCGCAGCCCUGCAGCCAAAGCCCAGUCUCUGCCGCCAGAUCCGCCCGCCCCCGAUUUCCCCAGGGGGGUGUCGGAAGCCGGGACCCCCCAGCAGUCCCCGCCCGUGGAGAAGGCGGUGGCCCUGCCCCCGGGCCGGCCCUCGCCAGCCGGGUCCCCCCGCAACCGGCACACCCAGACCAGCUCCAGCAACCUCCACCUGCCCCCCGACUCCGGCGGGAAGGGGCAGCCGGUGGGCGAGGACCCCGUGGUGGUGACCCACGAGCAGUUCAAAGCUGCCCUCAGGAUGGUCGUGGACCAGGGGGACCCGCGGGCAAUGCUGGAGAACUACGUCAAGAUCGGGGAGGGCUCCACGGGCAUCGUGUGCAUCGCGCGGGAGAAGCACUCGGGGCGCCAGGUGGCCGUCAAAAUGAUGGACCUGAGGAAGCAGCAGCGCCGCGAGCUGCUCUUCAACGAGGUGGUGAUAAUGAGGGACUAUCAGCAUGUCAAUGUCGUGGAGAUGUACAAGAGCUACCUCGUGGGAGAGGAGCUCUGGGUGCUGAUGGAGUUCCUGCAGGGGGGAGCCCUCACAGACAUUGUGUCUCAAAUCAGGCUGAACGAGGAGCAGAUUGCCACGGUGUGCGAGUCGGUGCUGCAGGCUCUGUCCUACCUCCAUGCCCAGGGGGUCAUUCACAGGGACAUCAAGAGUGACUCCAUCCUUCUCACUCUGGAUGGCAGGGUCAAACUCUCAGAUUUUGGCUUCUGUGCUCAGAUCAGUAAAGAUGUACCCAAGAGAAAGUCCCUGGUGGGUACUCCCUACUGGAUGGCUCCGGAAGUCAUUGCCAGGAUACCGUACACCACCGAGGUGGAUAUCUGGUCCCUGGGGAUCAUGGUGAUAGAGAUGGUGGAUGGAGAACCCCCCUACUUCAGUGAUUCUCCAGUCCAGGCAAUGAAGAGACUCCGAGACAGUCCUCCUCCCAAACUGAAGAACUUCCACAGGACCUCCCCGGUUCUGAGAGACUUCCUGGACAGGAUGUUGACACGGGAUCCUUUGGAAAGAGCAACAGCACAAGAACUUCUGGAUCAUCCCUUUUUGCUCCAGACAGGACUUCCAGAGUGUUUGGUGCCCCUUAUCCAACAGUACAGGAAGCGCACCUCCACCUGCUGACUCUGCCUGAGGGGAAAUUGUGGGCAAAAAGGAAUGGUUAUAAAAAAAGAAACCUGAAAAACGAAGAGCCCAGGUGGUUUCAUCCUGUGAAUGGUGCUUGGAACUUGUCAGCGAUGGCUUUAGAGGAAGAGUGUGAAUCCUGUCCGUGCAUUCGCAGCCUUCGGGGGCUUCUCCUUUGCUGAAGACAAUCAAUACAGACAAGAUCCAGGUGAGACCGAGGAUAAAGCGGGUAUUCUAUGCCUUGGGAAUCGCUGCUGCCGGAGGAGGCAUUUGAAGCCAAGUCUGAAGUUGUAUAUCUGAAUGUCUGUGAGUUUCUGCACAUCUUGGCUGCUGAACACUGAACUGGAAUGGUGUUUCCCAGUUAGAAAUGUGAUCUUUGCUUCCUUCAUUGUCCACUGGAGUCCUGCGCUGACCCAUUCCGGGGCACAGACCCCUUUAAACUGUCAAAUGCACAAAGACUUAAAUUUUUUUCGUCUGAGACUUUUUCACAGACAAUUUUAAUUUCCUUGGGUUAAUUGUGGACCUGGAAACCUGCCCACACUUCCCUCGGGAGCGAUGUGAUGUGUAUAUAUUUGUUUCUAAGUGGCUCUCUUGCAUCAACAGGCUUCUCUUUUGCUGCGGAAUGUGUAUGGUUUAGUGGUCAACCUUGAAUCCAUUUCAUGAUUUUAAACUUCUGGAAAUCCUUGGAUACAGGCCUCCAAGUGGACUCUGUGAAGACCAG
This is a messenger RNA of Empidonax traillii (willow flycatcher), 4206 nucleotides long. It is a transcript of the gene PAK6, whose product is annotated as p21 (RAC1) activated kinase 6. The transcript has 13 exons. Bases 1497 to 3485 code for a protein of 662 amino acids. Gene Ontology annotation, molecular function: ATP binding; protein serine/threonine kinase activity. Gene Ontology annotation, cellular component: cytoplasm. Gene Ontology annotation, biological process: regulation of MAPK cascade; protein phosphorylation; intracellular signal transduction. NCBI's taxonomy places the organism in Eukaryota, Metazoa, Chordata, Aves, Passeriformes, Tyrannidae. The record is from RefSeq and is a predicted model, not a curated record.